GGGCACAGGCGGGAGAGCCAGCCGCCUUUCAUCCUCCGCUGCCAGGAUCCUUUAUGACGUAGCAAAUGCGCUUUCUACCCAAGCCUGUGAUCCCGCCCCUGCAGAAGGCAUAUGCCCCCGGGCUGCGGGGGAAGCGGACCUUGGAGAUGUGUGUAGCGUUCAUAUUCCCUCUCAAUACAUCUCUAUAGAGCGCCUGCUUCCUGUCAAGCACCAGAAUUUAGAAUUCUGUAGAACCAGAAACCAAUGCUACAACACAACCCGCCAGCAGGAGGCCCGUCAUCCUACCUCUUGUGGCCACAAUGUUGACCGCCCGCCUCGCCAGGCCCCUGUCAAAGCUCCCCGGGAAAACCCUGAGUUUCUCUAACAGAGAAAAUGGAGCAAGGCGUACACUGCUGUUUUACCCCGCCUCCUGCGUCCCCGUGGGUCGUCGCACUUACGCUGAUACAGUGAACCCGGUCGGCAGCAAAGCCGUCCUGAUCACAGGCUGCGACUCUGGAUUUGGGUUCUCCUUGGCCAAGCAUCUGCAUUCAAAAGGCUUCCUUGUGUUUGCUGGCUGCUUGUUGAAGGACAAAGGGGAUGCUGGAGUCAAGGAGCUGGACAGCUUGAAGACCGAUCGAUUGAAGACUGUUCAGCUCAACGUCUGCAAAGCCGAGGAGGUGGAGAGAGCGGUGGAGACCGUCCGCUCGAGCCUGGCGGACCCUGAGAAAGGGAUGUGGGGCCUGGUCAACAACGCGGGCAUCUCCACGUUCGGGGAGGUGGAGUUCACCAGCAUGGAGACCUACAAGGAGGUGGCAGAAGUGAACCUCUGGGGCACCGUGCGGACGACAAAAUCCUUCCUCCCUCUCAUCCGAAGGGCCAAAGGCCGUGUGGUCAACAUCAGCAGCAUGCUGGGCCGCAUGGCCAACCCUGCCCGCUCCCCGUACUGCAUCACCAAGUUCGGGGUGGAGGCGUUCUCCGACUGCCUGCGCUACGAGAUGCACCCUCUGGGUGUGAAGGUCUGCGUGGUGGAGCCCGGCAACUUCAUCGCCGCCACCAGCCUCUACACCCCCGAGCGCAUCCAGAGCAUCGCCAAUAAGAUGUGGGCUGAUCUGCCCGAGGUGGUGCGCAAGGACUACGGCAGGAAGUACUUUGACGAGAAGCUCGCCGCCAUGGAGACCUACUGCAGCAGCGGCUCCACCGACACCACCCCCGUCAUCAACGCCGUCACCCACGCCCUGACCGCCGGCAGACCCUACACCCGCUACCACCCCAUGGACUACUACUGGUGGCUGCGGAUGCAGAUCAUGACCCACAUGCCUGGAGCCAUCUCCGACCGGAUCUACAUACACUGAGGCGUUUCUAGCGGGCAGGAGGGAAGAGGAGGGAGGGAGUGAGGGAGGGAGGGAGGGAGGGAAGGAAGGAAGCAGCCUAUAUAGUCACCUCUUCAUUACCCACUUGUGGAUUGUCCACCAUCCCAGGAAGACCCACUACCCAUUUUUAUAUCAACAGAAAUGGGGAGCCCACCCUGACUCCAGUACACCAUGAAUGGCUUGGUCUCUUCCAUUGGGUACGGAGUGGUGGGUAGGGCCCCUAAACUUCAGGGCAAACUUGGUGCAUCUGUCUUUCUGGAGUUGAUUUCAUACGAAGAUUUGGGGGAAAUAUCUUUAUAUUAAAAACAGAUUUGUUAAAAAACAGAAACUAAUCUUUCACAUUUUAAGCCAAAACCCCAUUCAAAAAAUGUAACUCGUUUGAUCCUUUAAG
Messenger RNA from Pipistrellus kuhlii (Kuhl's pipistrelle), 1740 nucleotides. It is a transcript of the gene BDH1, whose product is annotated as 3-hydroxybutyrate dehydrogenase 1. The coding region runs from base 300 to 1331 and encodes 343 amino acids. The transcript has 7 exons. Gene Ontology annotation, molecular function: oxidoreductase activity. Lineage: Eukaryota; Metazoa; Chordata; Mammalia; Chiroptera; Vespertilionidae. The record is from RefSeq and is a predicted model, not a curated record.